Messenger RNA from Tripterygium wilfordii, 1835 nucleotides. RefSeq names its product cytochrome P450 94A1-like. NCBI's taxonomy places the organism in Eukaryota, Viridiplantae, Streptophyta, Magnoliopsida, Celastrales, Celastraceae. The coding region runs from base 134 to 1645 and encodes 503 amino acids. The transcript has a single exon. Gene Ontology annotation, molecular function: iron ion binding; oxidoreductase activity, acting on paired donors, with incorporation or reduction of molecular oxygen; monooxygenase activity. The record is from RefSeq and is a predicted model, not a curated record.
UUCUUCACCAAAUUAAUAGCUUUUAUUUUAUGGAAAUAAAUAUGAUAUUUUCUUUGUUCUUCAGUAUUUAUCCAUGGACUCUGUUUUCUUAUCUUUUAACAGAGCUCCUCCACAGUCAAAUUAAGCUUAAGCCAUGGAACUUCUCCUCUGCUUCCUAGCUGUCCCCUUCUUGUUUCUUCUUUCUCUCUACUUAAUCAACGCUUCAAAACCCAACACCAAAACAGGAUUCAGAACUUACCCAAUUGUGGGAGCCAUGCCUGAUUUCUUGAAAAAUCGAUCCCGGUUCCUCGACUGGACAACCGAAGUACUAGCCAUCUCCCCCAAUACCACUGCCGUCUUAUAUCGUCCGUCAAGAAUCCACGGUGUGUUAACGGCGAACCCGGAUGUUGUCGAAUACAUUCUCAAGACCAAUUUCGAGAACUACCCAAAAGGAGAGAAAAGGUUUAUCAUAUUCUUGAAGGAUUUUCUGGGUCAUGGAAUCUUUAAUUCUGAUGGAGAUCUGUGGAAAUUUCAGAGAAAAACUGCUGUUCAUGAAUUCAAUACGAGGUCACUACGGAAUUUUUCUGUGGAAAAUGCUAGGAUUGAGAUUUUCACGAGAUUGAUUCCCAUGAUUGCAAAGGCAGGAGAGACAGGACAAGUUCUGGAUUUACAGGACAUGUUGGAGAGGUUUGCAUUUGACAGUAUAUGCAAACUCGCGUUCAAUGUCGAUCCCGGUUGUCUUGGUGGGGAUGGAACUGCAGGUAGUGAAUUCAUGCAUGCUUUUGAAGAUGCUGCACAGAUUAGUUCAGGGAGGUUCAUGUAUCCAUUCCCGAUUUUGUGGAAAUUCAAGAGGUUUAUCAAUUGGGGUUCAGAGAGAUCGCUGAGGAAUUCGAUCAAGAUCGUCCAUGAUUUUGCUGAUGAGAUAAUACGGUCCAGGUUGGAACAAAGAAAUGAGGAGAGAAAAGAUGAAGACUUGCUUUCCCGGUUUAUUGUGGAUAACGAGAACUCCCCCGAGUUUCUCCGAGAUGUCGUUAUAAGUUUCAUUCUUGCCGGCCGAGACACAACUUCUUCUGCACUGACUUGGUUUUUCUGGCUUCUGGCAUCAAAUAAGGAUGUUGAGGAAAAUAUAUUGAACGAGCUGGAAACGAUUCGGAAGCGAUACGGGAAGAAUAUCGGCGAUACUUAUAAUUAUGAUGCAAUCCGAGACAUGCACUAUUUACAUGCAGCAAUAUCGGAGUCAAUGAGGUUGUACCCACCUGUACCGCUCGAUACAAAGUCGUGCCUAAAAGACGAUAUCCUCCUGGACGGUACGUUUAUCAGGAAGGACUGGUUUGUUACUUAUCACACCUAUGCGAUGGGGAGGAUGGAGAGUGUUUGGGGCAAGGACUGCCGCGAUUACCGCCCAGAGAGGUGGUUGGAGAAUGAGAUGUAUCGGCAGGAGAGCUCGUUUCGGUUUCCGGUAUUUCAUGCCGGUCCGAGAAUAUGUUUGGGGAAAGAUUUGGCUUAUGUUCAGAUGAAGGCGAUUGCAUCGUCGAUCAUUGAGAGGUUUGAAUUGGACGUACAAGAUAAGGACAAGUGUCGCGAGCCCUUGCUAUCAUUGACUCUCAGGAUGAAGGGUGGAUUGCAGUUCAAGGCCAAAGAAAGAUUUGUGGGCAGGCCUAAUUGAUGUUUCUAUGUCGGCCCAAUGGGCCGAAUGCAUUUCUAGUUUUUUUUUUUAAUCCAAAUAAAAUUUGCACUUAUUAAUUUCUCUUUAAAUGUAAAUACUGGUCAAAACUGUCAGAUUGUUUUAUUUACUCAGUUUUAAUCUGUCUAGGUUUGAGUUUGAGUGUGAUACUUGACUGGUAAAUUAAUUGGCU